This is a messenger RNA of Sesamum indicum (sesame), 1262 nucleotides long. Its product is annotated as transcription factor MYB16. Lineage: Eukaryota; Viridiplantae; Streptophyta; Magnoliopsida; Lamiales; Pedaliaceae. The record is from RefSeq and is a predicted model, not a curated record.
UCUUCUCGUGUGUGUUAUUACGUGUAGUUGGAAGGGUUGAGAUGGUGGAGUUGAAGAAGGGGCCGUGGACUCGAGAGGAGGACCAGAAGCUGCUGGCCUAUAUCGAAGAACAUGGCCAUGGUAGCUGGCGUUCCCUCCCUGCAAAAGCAGGGCUGCUGAGGUGCGGGAAGAGCUGUAGACUGAGAUGGACGAAUUAUCUGAGGCCGGAUAUCAAGAGAGGGAAGUUGAGCACGCAAGAAGAGAAGACGAUUAUUCGACUCCAUGCUCUUUUAGGGAAUAGUUUUAGGUGGUCUGCAAUAGCAGCUCAUUUGCCAAAGAGAACUGAUAAUGAAGUGAAGAACUACUGGAAUACCCGACUCAAGAAACGGUUGACCAGAAUGGGGAUUGACCCGGUAACCUACAAGCCCAAGAACAACCCCGACAGACAUGCCGCCAACCUCAGCCACAUGGCUCAGUGGGAGACAGCUCGGCUUGAAGCAGAAGCCAGGCUAGUUCGUGAGUCCAAACUUCUCUCCAAGCUCCACCUCCUCCGCAAAGUCACCGCCCCACCACCACCUCCCCCGCCGCCGCAGCAUCCAGCGGCUCCACCGUGUCUAGACGUGCUCAAAGUCUGGCGAGCCACCGCGGUUCCAGAAAACUGCUUUUUUGGUUCACCCGGAAGCCUAGAGUCUCCAACUUCGACCCUGAACUUCUCUACUCCUAGUACCAGUGGUCUCACUCUCACAGUUCCGACGGUUAGCUCAGCCGCGCAAAACGACGUCAUCUCGAUGAACAACUCCGGCGCAUGUGGGCUGGGGAAAGCUAACAGCUACACAGAAGUGAAGCUGCGCACAAUGGAUAACUCUUCGACGACGUCCCAAUAUCUUGACAGCGGUAAUAAUCUUGAUGAUUAUCAUUAUGUGGAUUUCGAUUACGAAUACGAUCACGACUACGAUAUGACGGGCUCAGUGGACCUUGCCUCAGUUAAUCAUAACUAUGAGGGGUACAGCACCGGUGGAGCCGUUGAGUUUGAAGAUGCAGCAGAUUAUUGGAGUGAGUUACUAAAUUUGGUGAGGUCGCCCAUUGAGUCGCCUGGGCUUUAGGGGUAAUUUAGGUAAAUUACUAUGAUUCCAGGUUAGUGUAAUAAUGAUGCAGAUGUACCGACUAAGGUGUUAGGAUUAAUUUUCUUACAACAAAGUAGGUAGAAAAACGACUCUGAUUCGUUAGUUAGUGUGAUUUUCCCAUGUACUAAUUGUGUAACAAGAUUAGGGUUUUUUUCCUCA